GUGAGCGCGGAUGAAGAGGUGAGACUGGAAAAUGACUGGAAGGAGGCUCACAUCUGGGGGCGAAAUUAGACUUUAUCACCAAGAAAUGCGUUUUGUUUUUAUAAAAGUCGCUUUUUUAUCAUUUUUUUAACGCGGACCGACCGUCUCUGGACGACAUUUGGUGACACUAGAGGAUCUGCAAGUCAUUCUAACACGGUUUUAUUUGCGUCGGAAAAGUGCCAGGGACACACCGAUAACCCGUUAGUUUUCCCUGCAACCAGAAUGCCGCGGGACAACAAAACUCCUCUCAUCCAGAAAAUAGCAAAGCAAGCCUAUAUCUCCUUUAAAGGCUUGAAGUCUUCGGCUAACGGGGAGAAUUACUUCGUCGCAGACAAACAGAGUGAACUCAUCUCCCUGGUGACCGCGGUCAGGGCUGCCGAUCUAAAAAUUGCUCCCCGGAAAACCAAAGCGAGCUCCGGGGCAGCGGGGCCCCAGAACCCCCCGGUCUCCUACAUGCACAUCUGCGAGACGGAGGUGUUCAGCAUGGGGGUGUUCCUGUUGAGGACCGGUGCCUCCAUACCGCUGCACGACCACCCGGGCAUGAACGGGAUGCUGAAGGUUCUCUACGGCAAGGUGAGCGUCCGCUGUUUUGACAAGCUGGAGAACGACCUGACUGUCAGCACCGCCCCACCUCGUUUCGAGCCUCCUCUGCCCAUGUUCCAGACGGCCUCCCUGCGGCGCUCCGUGCUCCGCUCAGUGGCUGAGUACUCAGAGAACAGCGGGCCAUGCCUCCUCACUCCUGUACGGGAUAAUCUGCACCAGAUCGAUGCAGUGGAAGGGCCAGCUGCUUUCCUGGAUAUCCUGGCACCGCCGUACAAUCCAGAUGAUGGCCGGGACUGUCACUAUUACAAAGUCCUGCAAACUGUGGCAGAAGGGGAAACAGAUGGAAAGGGUAACCAGGAGCAGCAGGGAGAAGAGAAUGAAAAAGAAGAGACAUGGCUGCUAGAAAUCCCGCAGCCAGAGGACUUCUGGUGUGGAGGGGAACCCUACCCAGGCCCUACAGUCUCUUUCUGAAUGCAACCUCUGACCACAGGAGCUACACUCCAGUAUACGACAGUGUGACAUCCAUCCAUCCACAUGUGGAAUUUCUGUUUUUGCUUUGGGAGGUAUUUAUUACCUGGAACUCAAAGGAAGUGAGUGCCUUGCUCAAGGAUUCUACUGCAGGGAAAAAUGUACAGAAACAGGGUCUUGAGUUGGGGUCAUAGCUUUGACCUCACAGACACCCCACACAGCAUAAGGACCACUGAACUGCCUUCCACAAACCUUAAAUAAUCCAAUCUGUACUGGGGGAAAGUGUUGACAAGGAAUUCACAUUCCAAAUAUGGUGUUUUUUGCUUCGGACCAUUAUGUUGCCUUGUGCGCACAUGAAUGUCAUCAGCCAAAUGUUAUGUGAAUGACAGGGUGUCAUCAGAUCUGUGUCGUGUGAGGCCGUGCAAGCCUCUUCACUCUGCUGCAGAGGACUUCCAGAUCAUGACAUGUCUUAAUGCCAAAGCCUGUAACUCAAGUCAUACCUGCCUUAUUUGUGAAUAUUGAAUGUACACUUAUUAAGAGUGCCAUUUCUAUUGUACACACUCCUUUCUUCUUCCAAAGUGCACACACUACAUUAUACACUUUAUUUUUUGUGUUUAACUUAUUCCAGAUAAAAUGGUUCAUAUACAGGUCUGGACAUUAUGGGGGAAAAAAAGCUGAUGUCAUUACAACUAAUAUAACUCCAUCCAGAGUGUUUAUGGUGUAUGUGAUGGAUCAUAUUGAAGGCUGACUGAAAUCUUUAAAACCCAGUCCAGACUGUAUAUGUUCAUGGGAUACAGCCAACACACUUUCUUCACUUACUUUCUUCACUACCUUUUAAAUGUAGCUUGAUAUAUUCCACUCUGUAUGUUAGUUUACUGUAGUUUAUAUCUCCAGCCUGCCUUGGCGUACACUAGACUCCACACAGGUCUCUGUGUCAGUUUCACAAUGAUUGUUACUCUGAUGUUGAAUGUACAGUAUGUGGAACAAUAAAUAUAGAUGGGAAUAAUCAUGGAACAUCUAA
Thunnus maccoyii (southern bluefin tuna) is the source of this 2071-nucleotide messenger RNA. RefSeq names its product 2-aminoethanethiol (cysteamine) dioxygenase a (gene adoa). Gene Ontology annotation, cellular component: mitochondrion. The record is from RefSeq and is a predicted model, not a curated record. Lineage: Eukaryota; Metazoa; Chordata; Actinopteri; Scombriformes; Scombridae. The transcript has 2 exons. Gene Ontology annotation, molecular function: oxidoreductase activity, acting on single donors with incorporation of molecular oxygen, incorporation of two atoms of oxygen. Bases 262 to 1053 code for a protein of 263 amino acids.